CCAGCUAACUGUACAGAUAACUCUUUGUACUAAAUCUCAAGUAGAGAUCCAGCCUACCUAAGGAUAGUGAGUGAAUCUGGUAAACAGCGCAAACAGAGCUGUAUAAUUACAGUUGAAGAAUUAGGACCAGAACGGAACGGUUGAUGUUUGGUGCUGAGCGGUGCCCAGCAGCACCGCUAGUCAUGCACGAGGAGGCAGAGUUCCUUCACUUGACGACUCGUCUUUUAUAACGGUUAACCUACCGGCAGUUUACGCAUCAGUUCACUUCCGUUACCGAGCGCAGAGGCUGCAGAGCCUGAACGGAGCGCUCCGGUAGGUCUGCUCUGCUCCCGCUCCUCCAGUCAGCUGCCCGAGCGCAUCCUGUCGUCACGGGGCUUACGUCAGCGCAGCAGCAGGAGCUGGUUCGCGCGCCUGUCUCCGGUAUGAGAAGCGACAGGAGUGAUGCGCGAGGUAGAACAUCUAGUUUGAGACUCGCGAACGGACUGGAUGACGCCGGUAAAGAGCGGCUGUAUUAACCACUGUACCGAAGAGAAACAUAGACGGAAGCAAAUCGUCUCUGUGUGACGGUGUUCCUUUACCGGGACCAGGAACGGAGUCCAGUACCAGAGGAACACACACACCUGGACUCUCUCUCUCCUCUCCCAUCCCUUUCUCUCCUCUCUUCUCUCCCAUCCCUCACUUCCUGGACCUGAAAUGAGGCCCCUCCCUCCCUCUCGGCCCGCUCUCUUCUCUGUCUGACCUCCGACCUCUACACUUGUAGAGCUGGGAUUGGUCCGAGAUGGCAUCACAUGACCUCCCCUACUUCUGCCCCCGCUGUGACCACGCUCGCUUCCCCUCUGUGCUGGAGCUCAGGGCUCACCUGGUGAGCUGCCACACCUACGAGACCCUGCUGGUCCUUUCCCGCACCCGUGCCCGCACCUCCAGCCCCCGGGCCCUGGCCCUCCUCGCAGCCCCCGCUGCCCAGAGACAGAGCUCCUUCCUGGGCCUGGAGCAGCUGCCCUUGGCCUGUCUGGACCUGGCCUCCUGCUCUGCCUCAGCCCAGCUGCUGAGAGAGCUGUUUAUCAAGGACGACCAUCUAGGAACGAGCAGGACUGCAGCCCCCUCCGCCGGCCCUCUGGCCCUCCCCACCUCCCUGGCCCAUCUGUCUGGAGACAGGCUGGAUCUGGGGGACCUAGGCCGGAUAAGCCUGGGGCUGGAGUUUGGCCGGGGCCUGUGUCUGGAGGAGAGGCUGGGCCUGGGGCUGGACCAGAGGAUGGCCAGGACGUUUGCGGAGGUGGAGGAGAGGGUGGAGCACAGGGUGGGGAGGCUGAAGGCAGAGCUGGAGAGGAGGGAGGAGGAGCUGCAUACGCAGCGGAGGGCAGGGGAGCGGCUGGCCCAGGAGAAGAGGGAGGUGGAGCAGAGGGCCUCGCUGCUCAGCAGACAGGUUCAGAUCUCUGUGGAGAUGAUGGCUGAGCUGCAGGCAGAUCUGCAGGGGAAGGAGAGAGCUCUGGACCAGACACAGCAGGAGGUGUGUGAGGUAGAGAGCUUCCUCAGAGAGACAGCAGAGAGAGAGGCCGUGGCCAAGGCUCGUCUUCAGGUGUUCAUCGAAGCUCUGCUGGAGAGAGCUGACCGUGCAGAGAGACAACUGCUGCAGCUCAACACACAGCACACACACUACACACCUUACACGCAGCACACACACUACACACAGCACACACCUUACACACAGCACACCCCUUACACACACCACACACACCACACACACAGCCAUCAUAGCAGUGAAGAACAGAUCUUGGGAUCAAAGGUUAUAGGACACAAGAGGAGUACCAGUGUAUCAGAGCCAUACAGACUUGGAGAGGAGAUGUACCCUCACCAAUACAGCACUCCUAGUGGCCGCGUGAGGACACUGUCUCUGGGGUCUGGAGGCUGGGAGAGGCCGGGGGGCUGGCAGAGGCCGGGAGGCUGGGGGGGGUGCAGGACCUGGAGGAAAGGUCCUCAUCGACAUCAUAGCACUGAGGAAGAGGAGGAGGAGGAGGAAGAUUCCCUGUCAGAGGACCAACCCUGGAGCACACCUGAGAUCGCUGUCAGGAGCACUCACUCACCUGGCACAGACUUGUCCUCGGUGGACUCCAGCCCGUAUCGCCGUGGUGACGGGGCGUUGGGGGCGGGGCUCCUGCGUCUGAGGGCGGGGCUGUUCUGUGUUUUUCCCUUCCUGGACGUGAGGACGCUGCUGCUGGCUGCAGAGGUCUGCUCUGAUUGGAGGAUGGUGGCCAGACAUCCGGCCGUGUGGACUCACGUCAGACUGGAGGACGCUCGCGUGUCCGUCCAGUUCCUGACCACCCUGUCUCAGUGGUGCACACAGACCCAGGCCCUGGUCCUGCACAAGCUGCGGCCCAGACCCAGACACCCUGUAGAGAGGAGGGAGGACUACCACAAGAACACACGGGCGUGUCUGGAGGGGGGUCUGGAGGCCCUGCUGAGGAGAGCAGGACAGAGCCUCCUGCUGCUGCAGGUGUCUCACUGUCCUCACGUCCUCACGGACCGCUCACUCUGGCUGGCCAGCUGCUACUGCCACCACCUGCACACGCUCACCUACAGGAGUUCAUCUGAUCCUCUGGGUCAUGAGGUGGUCUGGGCGCUAGGCGCUGGCUGCAGGAGCAUCACUCACCUCCAGGUGGCACCACUGCACCCAUGCCAACAGCCAACAAGAUUCAGCAACCGCUGCCUUCAGACGAUUGGUCGGUGUUGGCCACACCUCCGUGUGCUCGGUGUGGGCGGGGCUGGCUGCAGUGUUCAGGGAUUGGCUGCUGUUGUGCGUAGCUGUGUCAGCCUGCAGGUGUUGGAGUUGGAGCGUGUGAGCGGUCUGGACCAGCAGGGGGCAGGAGAGCAGCUCUGCAGAGAGGGACUGCAGCAGCUGCACACGCUCACUCUCACCUCCACCCCCGUCACCACGGAAACACUGCUGCACCUGCACAGGGUGUGUGCGGGGCUCAGGUCCAUGGUGGUCAGGCUGGGAGUGACAGACUGGGAUGCUGACAGCUCUGAUGCUCAGAGACACAAGCAGGACAUGAUCAGCAGUCUGCAGGCCCUGCAGCAGUGUCCAGGUGUGUGUGACAUUCUCCAGCUGACAUCCUCCUCUGGCCACCCUCACCACCCCACCAAUCCUGAGGCAGAAUGA
This is a messenger RNA of Osmerus eperlanus (European smelt), 3157 nucleotides long. RefSeq names its product F-box only protein 41-like. The transcript is spliced from 13 exons. NCBI's taxonomy places the organism in Eukaryota, Metazoa, Chordata, Actinopteri, Osmeriformes, Osmeridae. The coding region runs from base 779 to 3157 and encodes 792 amino acids. Gene Ontology annotation, molecular function: protein binding. The record is from RefSeq and is a predicted model, not a curated record.